GCUGUUAUGUACUUACUCUAAUUGCUCUAGAUUCACAAUUUUUAUCUUCAGCUUGCUUUAUACAUUGUUGAAUUUGGUGAUUCAAGGAGGCGCCGACUACUUCAUACUUAUUCCAAACUUGGACACAGAAGUACAUGCGAACUUCUCAUGCCACGGUUCUUCAAAGUUCGAUAAUAGAAGAAAUCAAGUUCUAAACACAUCAUUAUAUCAAAUCCUCAAGUAGAUUUAGACAACCGAACAUGACUCCCUCACUUCCAAACUCCUACUCAACCCUUCCUUUCCAACAUAUCUGCGUCUCUCACAUACCUGAGUCUUCGCCCACACCCACUCCGACCAUUUUGAUCACAUUAUAUCGACCAGGAAAACACAAUGCUUUCACAGACACUAUGGCCGAAGAUCUUGAAACAGUUUUCAAUCUUUUGUCACUUGAUCCUAGAGUGAAAUGUAUUGUCGUGACUGGCCACGGAAAGAUGUUUUGUGCUGGAGCGGAUUUGGAAGCCGGAUUGUCGUAUGAGAAUGAUACGGCAUUGACGCAUCGGGACGGUGGUGGGAAGGUAGCACUAGCUAUUCAUAGAUGUACGAAACCUACGAUUGCGGCUAUCAAUGGCUCGGCUGUUGGUGUUGGCAUAACCGUGACCCUCCCCACCUCUAUUCGUAUAGUUUCUUCUACAGCUAAAAUUGGAUUUGUGUUUGCCCGUCGUGGUAUCAUAAUGGAAGCAUGUUCCUCCUACUUCCUCCCCCGUCUUAUCGGCCUCUCCCGCGCUAUGCACCUCACGACAACUGGCUCAAUAUACCCAUCAACAUCCCCUCUUCUCUCGUCUCUCUUCUCCGAGAUCUUGCCACACGAACAAGUUCUUCCACGUGCGUUGGAACUCGCAAAUGACAUCGCUCAAAAUACAAGUGCGGUUUCAACUGCAGUUAUGAGAGAUCUGAUGUGGAAAGGGCCAGGAACGGCGGAAGAAACACAUCUUUUGGACAGUAAGGUUUUGUUGGAGUUAUUCAAAGCGGGGGAUAAGAAUGAGGGGAUUAAGAGCUUUAUGGAAAAAAGAAACCCUGACUUCAAGGACAAUAUGCAAGAGAAUGCACCAGGUGUCUGGCCAUGGUGGAAACCGGUUGAUACUAAACCUCCGACUACAAUUGAAGAAUUGACCCAGAAAUUGAAGACAACGGAGACGGAACUGGGUAAGCCUAAACUUUAAGUUUGCACUAUUGGCUUUUGCAUAGAUGAUAUAUAAGCUUCUCAGGACUGUUUGAACUAUGAACACCAACUCCUAGGAGCAAAAUGUGCGGGAAAAAAUGAAGACAACGACUAGUUUUGUUGGUAUCCAGUGAACCCCCCAUGAAAGUGUCCUGUGAGGUGAGAUAAAGUGCGGCGAAAGGUGAAGACAAGGGCAAGGGUGCAACACAGGGUUAGGCAGCUUAUCAGUGGGCAGGAGAAAAUAGGGAGUCAACGCUUCUGUGACUUAAUUAUGAAUCUCGACAUCGAUCCAAGUGUAUCUAUACAAUGGCGUGUUUCAAUAUACUGAACUCACUGCCCGUGUAGAAAGAAGAAUUAUGUCAAUCUACACGUUAAUCGAAAUUGUCUUUCUGUUGUAACUAGAAAGUCGCAGUGAGACAAAGCAAAAACCGAACUCGUUCAAACAUAUAACAAGUAAAUUGCGGCAAUCAGGAUUUGUUCA
Molecule: messenger RNA, 1679 nt
Organism: Botrytis cinerea B05.10
Lineage: Eukaryota; Fungi; Ascomycota; Leotiomycetes; Helotiales; Sclerotiniaceae
Exons: 5
Coding region: 240-1199 (319 amino acids)
Source: RefSeq, a predicted model, not a curated record